Lampris incognitus (smalleye Pacific opah) is the source of this 7544-nucleotide messenger RNA. RefSeq names its product nuclear receptor coactivator 6 (gene ncoa6). The transcript has 17 exons. Gene Ontology annotation, biological process: positive regulation of transcription by RNA polymerase II. Lineage: Eukaryota; Metazoa; Chordata; Actinopteri; Lampriformes; Lampridae. Bases 92 to 7228 code for a protein of 2378 amino acids. Gene Ontology annotation, cellular component: transcription regulator complex; nucleus; histone methyltransferase complex. The record is from RefSeq and is a predicted model, not a curated record.
CAGAUGUCGAACGGUUGCGCCUAUCUCCCGGCGACUAUGAUUGCAUAAGCCGGUGGACUUUUUGCCAGGCCGCUCCUAGUCAGAGGGGAGGAUGGCACAUCGACAUGCACAUCAGUUGCCCCAGAGGACAGAAUUCCUGGAAGCUGAAAAUGACUCCGACAGGGACUCUGGGGUUGGAGAUGAUGCAGGAGAGGAUUCUGAGGGUUAUCCUGGAAGCAGGAUAACGCAUUGCCAACAGGAAAAAGCUGGCGAGCGAGAAAGCGAUGGGGAAGCGAAAGACUUCACGAUAUUUGUUGCGUUUCAAGGAAAUAUGGACGAUGAGGACUUUUCAGAAAAACUCGAUGCUGUCCUCAGUGGGAUACCUAGUAUGCUUGAUUUAGGCGCGCAGAGGUUGCUGCCACAGUGUGUGGAGCCCUGGAACAGCGUACGUGUUACAUUCAACAUUCCCCGGGAUGCCGCUGAGCGCUUAAGAUUGCUGGCCCAGAACAACCAACAACAGCUUAGAGACUUGGGGAUUCUGUCUGUGCAGAUAGAGGGUGAAGGGGCCAUUAAUGUUGCCAUGGGACAGAAUAGAGGACAAGAGGUUAGAGUGAAUGGACCAAUCGGUGCUCCAGGCCAGAUGAGAAUGGAUGUGAGCUUUCCUGGUCAGCCUGGUCCAGGCAUGAGGAUGACAAACCCAUCAAUGGUACCCCCUGGUCCUAGCAUGGCAGGUCAGGCUAUGGUCCCAGGCAGCAGUGGACAGAUGCACCCCCGAGUCUCAAGACCAUCCUCUCAAACAGAUGUAAUGGAUCCCAUGAUGUCAGGUAUGUCAGUCCAGCAACAGCAACAACUCCAACACCAACAGGCUGGCCCACAUGGCUCAGGUCCCAUACCCCCCCAGUCUGCUCACCACAUGCAGGCUCUACACACAGGAAGACAACUCAACCCAGCUGCUCUUCAACAACUUCAACAACAGCAGCAGCAUCAGCAGCAACAGGCCCAGCAGCAAGCUCAGCUUUCCCAGCUGGGACCCAGACCUCCAUUUAACCCCUCAGGCCAGAUGGCUGUGCCUCCUGGCUGGAACCAAAUGCCCUCAGGGGUUGUCCAGCCUCCAGGUGCCCAAGGAGGCCCUGCCUGGAGGAAACCCCCGCCUCAAGCCCAAAUGGGUCAGCGUCCACCCUCCCUUGCUACAGUUCAGACUCCCAACCACCCUCCACCGCCUUAUCCGUUUGGUAGCCAGCAGGCUGGACAGGUAUUCAAUGCUAUGGGGCAAGGACAAUUACAACAGCAGCAACAGCAGGCAGGAAUGGGACAGUUUGCAGCUCCUCAGCCUAAAGGCCCUCAGACUGGGCCUGUAGGUGUUGCAGGACCACCCAGACCACCUCCACCCCUUCCAUCCACCUCUGGACCGCAAGGAACCCUCACUGCCAAGUCCCCGGGUUCAUCCUCGUCUCCUUUCCAGCAGGGUUCACCUGGAACUCCUCCCAUGAUGGCCCAGCGGCCUACAACCCCACAGGGUUUCCCACAGGGUGUGGGCUCACCAGGAAGAGCUGCCCUUGGACAACAGGGAAACAUGCAGCAAGCGUUCAUGGGAAUUCCCCAGCAUGGACAGCCAGGGGCUCAAGUGCAUCCAGGUGGAAUGGCAGGUAUUCCUAAGCGUCCCAUGGGUUUUCCCAACAUGCCAGGAAACCAGAGCUUUGUCCAAGGUCAGGUGAGUGCAAGUACCUCAGGAACCCCUGGUGGAGGAGCAAAUCAGCAGCUACAGAGCAGCCAAGCCAUUACUCACACAGGAGCCCAACCAUCGACCUCUGCUGCCAAUACAUUGCAGGGUCCACCCCAUUCCCAGCCCAGCGUUAUGGGUGCCCAAAGUGGCAUAGCAGGUCAGCCCCCAGGCACGACUACUGGGCCUAGUAUGGGCCAGUCCCAGCCUGGCCUUCAGACCCAGAUGAUAGGCCUCCAGCAUCAGGCCCAGCCCGUGUCCUCCUCCCCCAGCCAGAUGGUUCAAGGCCAGGGUGGAGGUCAGACUGUCCUCUCUAGGCCUCUCAGUCAAGGGCAGAGAGGAGGGAUGACCCCACCCAAGCAGAUGAUGCCUCAACAAGGCCAGGGGGUGAUGCAUGGGCAGGGUCAGAUGGUCGGAGGCCAAGGGCACCAGGCCAUGCUCCUACAACAACAGCAACAACAACAACAGCAGCAGCAGCAGCAACAACAACAGCAGCAGCAACAACAACAACAACAGCAGCAACAGCAGCAGCAGAACUCAAUGAUGGAACAAAUGGUUGCCAACCAGAUGCAGAGCAACAAGCAGGCAUUUGGAGGUAAGGUGCCAGCUGGGGUUAUGCCAGGCCAGAUGAUGCGAGGUCCUUCUCCAAACGUUCCAGGAAACAUGGUUCAGUUCCAGGCCCAGGUCGGCCAGCAGCAGCAAAUGACCCCACAACAGCAACAACAAAUGGCCCAACUCCAACAACAGCAGUUGCAACAACAACAGCAGCAGCACCAGUUACAACAGCAGCAGCUACAACAGCAGCAGCAACACCAACAGAUGAGCCAGCAGCAGCCCCAGCAGGUUUCCAUGACUGGGAAUCCUAACGCCGCUAUGGGCUUACAUGGGCAGCAGAUGAGGCUUCCUGCUGGUCAUCCUCUGGUCCAACAACAGUUACAACAACAGCAGCAGCAGCUACAGCAGCAGAAACAACAGCAGCAGGCCAUGUUACAGCAACAACAACAGGCAGCUCAGCAGCACCAACAUUCUCUGUCAGACCACAGCGGCGGGGCAGGGGACAUGGGAGUGCAACAGAUGCUACCUGAUAUGCAGGCGCAGCAGCAGCAAGGCAUGAUGGGAGGCCCUCAGCACAUGCAGGUGGGCAAUGGGCACUUCCCAGGUCACAGCAUGAACUUUAACUCCCAGUUCCCAGGUCAGAUGCCUAUGGGGGGAUCAUGUGGGCAGCCGGGGGGCUUCCCUGUUAAUAAGGAUGUAACACUGACCAGCCCACUGCUGGUCAACCUGCUCCAGAGUGAUAUCUCAGCCAGCCAGUUUGGACCAGGGGGGAAACAGGGAGCAGGGGGCAGCAACCAGGCCAAACCCAAGAAGAAGAAACCACCAAGGAAGAAGAAACCCAAAGUGGGUGAGGGUCAACAACAAGGAGAGGGACUUGGCAGUGGCAUCGAUGUGGCUGCUGGUUUGGAGGACUCUGAAAUGCCAGGGCUUGGUGGAGAGCAAAAUUUGGGCUUAGACAACUCGGGCCCCAAACUCCCUGAUUUCCCCAACAGACCUGCAGGCUUCCCAGGUCAACCUGGAGACCAGAGAGUAUUGCAGCAGGUGCCCAUGCAGUUUAUGCAACAGCAGCAUCAACAACAGCAACAGCAACAGCAACAACAGAUGCAGCACAUACAGCAGCAGCAGAUACAACAACAGCAAAUGCAGCAGCAGCAAAUGCAACAACAACAGCAGCAGCAAUUACAGCAACAGCAGUUGCAACAGCAACAGCAGAUGCAACAGAUGCAGAUGCAGGGGAUCCAAGGUGCUCAAGGGCCACAAGGAAUGGCAGGGCCGCAGACCCCAGGGCAAGGUCAGCCUCAGAUGCACCCUCACCAGCUGCAACAGCAGCAGCAGCAGCAGCAGCAGCAAGUUCAGCAACCCCACCUUCAGCAGCAACAACAGCAACAGCAACAACAGAUGAUGAUGAUGAUGAAGAUGCAACAGGAACAGGUUAAAAACCGCAUGCCCAUCCCUCCAGGGGGCCAACUCCCUCCUAGAGGUAUGAUCAACCCAGCAGAGGCUCACAGGCUGCCUGUGUCCCAGCAAGGCAAUAUGCCUGUUAUGAUCAGCCUUCAGGGGCAUGGAGGUGUGCCGCCGUCACCUGACAAAGCUAGAGGGAUGCCCCUAAUGGUGAAUCCACAGCUUGUUGGAGCCACACGACGAAUGUCCCAUCCUGAUGUAGGUCAGGGUUCCCAGGGCACAGGACCUGAGGAGGCCCCUGGAGGGAAUCAUGUUGUGCAGGAUAGGCCUGGGGGCCCGGAAAUGGGAAUGCAGGCUGGAAAUGGGGCCCAACAGAUGAUGGCCAAUCAAAGCUCCAGUGCCCACAUGAUGAAGCAGGGCCCUGGUCCUUCAGCCAUGCCCCAGCACCCUGGGGCUAGUCCUCAACAGCAGUUACCACCUCAGCCUCAACAAGGAGGCCCAAUGCCUUCCCUUCACUUCCCCAAUGUCCCAACAACCUCCCAAAGCUCCAGACCCAAAACCCCUAACCGAGCCAGCCCCAGGCCAUACCACCAUCCCCUUACUCCAACUAAUCGUCCUCCCAGCACUGAGCCUUCAGAAAUCAACCUCUCCCCUGAGAGGCUCAAUGCCUCCAUUGCAGGGCUGUUCCCCCCAAAAAUUAACAUUCCCCUGCCUCCAAGGCAGCCCAAUCUGAACAGGGGCUUUGACCAGCAGGGUCUAAAUCCCACUACUCUGAAGGCUAUUGGGCAGGCACCUCCUAGUUUAACUCUACCAGGUAGCAACAACAACAAUGGCAGUAGUGGUGGAAGCAACACUAAUAAUGGUCAGCAGACUUUUUCUGCUGGCAGUGGAACAGCAGGGCCAGGUGGUAAACAGGACAAGCAGUCUGGACAGGGUAAGAGGGCAAGUCCCAGUAACAGUCGAAGGUCUAGUCCAGCUUCUAGCCGCAAAUCAGCCACUCCAAGUCCAGGGAGGCAGAAGGGGGCAAAGAUAGCCCUCACCUGCCCUCCCCACCAGCAGCAGAUUGUCAAUCCUCAGGGGCAGACCAUGAUGCUAAGCCCCACCUCAGUAUCUUCCAUCCCAGUAUCUAUCCCCUCACAAGUGAGUAUGGGAAUGGAAGUUCAGCAGACCCAGAACCCAUUCCAUGGCUUGCAGGGUAACCCAGUUGAUGGAAUCAGGGAGGGUCAGGGAAUGAUGCCAGUAGAACAGCGACAGAUGUCCCAUUCCCAGCCCCAGCCUCAACCUUUGAGGGAGUUGUCAGCUCCUAGAAUGUCAAGCCCUCGUGUCCCCACGCCUCAAGAAGUUAAACCUGGCUUGGAACCGCAGGCAGGGUCAGUUGAGAUACAGCCCACACAUUCAGUACCCCUUCAGGAUUCUGUGUCAGAGGCCUUACCAACUCUGAGGGAAGCGCCAACCUCCCUCAACCAAUUGCUGGAUAAUGCAGGCACAGCCAGCAUGCCGCUUAAGCCUACACAGAGUCUUAUUGCCAGGGAUGUUUUUGGGAAGGAGAGCCCUAAGCCUAUUUUAGAUACGGAGAGACCAAUCCAGAGUAAUUCUCAGAGCUCAGAUAUGCCAGCUCCUGUUGUUACUCCUGCCCUGAGUGAACCAGAAGCCAAACCCAAACCUGUUAUCCCAAUCUCCACCAGCAGUCCUACUAUACAACCCACUGCAAUUGCCUCCUUUAGCCCCAACAUUAACUCAAACCCUAAUUCAACCCUAAGCCCGAACCCCACGCCCAUAUCCACUCCUAGUGUCAACCCCAUGUCAAGUGUAAACCUUAAAACUAAUCCUGGCCCUGCCUUACACCCAAACACGCCUACCACCAUCAGUGUAAGUCCCAACCCAGCCACUUCCAUUCAGUGCAGUCCGGCAACUACUGUAGGCAGCAAUUCUAACCCCAUCUCUGGAGCCAGCUAUAAACCAAGUCCAAGUCCCAAACCUGUGACCAGCAUUCACUCAGUCAUACAGAUCCCUGCAUCAUCGAGCACAAUCUCGCCCAGCCAGAUCACUGUGUUUGUCACCUCUAACCCCAUCACCUCUGCCCCUACCACUCAGCCAACCCCAGCCAUGGUCCCCACCACGGUGGAUGUCCCUAACAAGAACAUCAGGCCACAGGAUGUCCGACAGCAGACCCCCGUCUCACGUCCUGCCCAGUUCAUCGCCACCACCUCUGUAUUUAUCAAUCCUAUUUUCCAGGUCCCUUCUGCAUCUGUGGCUCCAAACACCACAGUUGUGUCGCAGCCUGUUGCCAUGGUGGGGUCAAUCCAAGUGUCCACUGCAAACCUUAAGCUCUCUCCAGCCCCAGGCUGCACCCAGCCCUCUGGGACUAAUUUGACAUGCUCUCAGCCUGUCAGGACAGUUGUUGGGCAGGUACAGAUAGCCUCUAGUAUGUCUUCAUCAACCCCAGCUGGCACCCUCCCUGCCCUGCAACAGACAAACACAGGGACCGUUAAAACAGAAACUAUUAGUGAGGUAGCCGCCCCCCAGAAAUCGAGUACUCCAGUCAGUCAGCCAUCUCCCCAUCUCAGUCCCUCUUCCUCAGUAUCCUCUCCCUUUCAGCCCCCCUUGGCUUCUCCUCCCCCCUGUGCUAGCCCUGGAGCCCCAGCUACAAUUAGAAAAAGUCCCAUGUCCCCAUCCUCUGCCCCCCUUGUUAAAAUUAAGCCUGCACAGGCUUCAGCGCCAGUGCCCAGCAACUCUGAGUCUCAACAGGGUCCUGAAGACAGCCCUGCACUACCAGGCUCUGGCACUCUUCCACCUCAGGUUUCCUUUCCUCCUCCUGCAAGGCCUGUUCAGAUCGAGGCCCCUGCACCCCAAACUACUGCUCCAAAUGUCACCACUCCACUUUCAGUUUCCACCCCAACCCCUAAUCCUGUCAAUGUUGCCAUUCCUACUCAAGUUGUCACCCAUGCCCCAACUCCUGCUCCAAGCUCUGUCUCAGCCCCAGUGCAGGUUGCAACCACUCAAAUUCCUGUUGGCCCUCCUGCUUCUACCGUUGUUUCUUCUGCUACCUCAUUCUCUCCACCUGCUCUCAUACAAAGUCCAGUAACAUCCAAUGUUGGUGUUAGUGGGGUUCUGGGGCCAUCACCAGAAGUCCCCUCAGCCACUGCCACCCCAGUAGCUAACCCAAGUGGAGCCCCUCUGGUGCAGUCUGAACCCCCAUCUACAGAGCCUUCCAUGCAGCCAGGCCUAGCACCUGCUGAAACCUCACAGACUACCCCAGCAACAAUUCAACCAGAGACUGUGCAGUCACAAGAGCCUGCUGCCAGUGAGACGACAACAGCUGAAGAUGCUUCGACUGUUUCUGAACAGGGAUGGGCAAAGAAAAGAAAGACGCCCAUCAACUUAGUCCCAAGAGGUGCAGUGGAGAAGCCCAAGGGGCCAAGCCGACGCAGCUCUCGGGCAGAGAAGGAGGUGGAGGAGGAGCCAAUAGCAGACAGUGGGAUGAGGAAGAGAUCAGCAAGGCCUGCAACCAGUGCUGCUGCAAAAGAAACGGGAGCCAGUCCGACCCAGGCCAAACGAAGGAAGUCUAAAUAGGCCCAACCACAGCUGUGGAAACCUGUGAACUGUACUGUAAAUGUCUUUUUCCAUGUGAAUCCUUUGCUAUUGGCUUUGCCCUCCUGGAUUCUAAAAUUGUCAAGGAGGAUGUAACUGUACAUAUAAUUGUUUUAAAAGAAAUGUUAUUUUGUCCCUGCCAUCAUGUGAGACUGUAGUUAAGAGUUGUUUGCAUAUGAGGUUGUGUGAAUGUGUUGUCUUUUGUUAAUGCUGGAUAAAUUGUAUGAAGACUGAUUAGACCUUGUCAUGAUUGUAUAAUUAUGAUGUAAAACUGAAAUAAAUUUUCUACUGCUUUUGU